Molecule: messenger RNA, 423 nt
Organism: Glarea lozoyensis ATCC 20868
Lineage: Eukaryota; Fungi; Ascomycota; Leotiomycetes; Helotiales; Helotiaceae
Exons: 1
Coding region: 1-423 (140 amino acids)
Source: RefSeq, a predicted model, not a curated record
AUGUUUUCUACACUCACAACUCUGCUCCUCACCUCAACACUCGCUGCUCUCGCACUAGCAGCUCCUCCUCAAGCCUCUCCCAUCGCAAUGAUCUCACGAGGAUUCACCAUAACGCCAACAGCAACAGUGAUUGCACGUGCUGAUUUCAGUGCACUUCCAAUAAUCCCACGCACUGUAGCCACCAUCCCAACAGCAUCUGCAGUUGCACUUGCAGCAAUCAGUUCAUACACACCAGGAUCAACCUUCGUUACUCCAAUCGAAGAUUCUGAAAUCGCUGCAAAGCAAAGACGAGGGACUUGGAUCAUCGUUGUUGCAGUCUUUUUCAGUCUUGUUGCUUGCACUUUGUUUGUUGUGAUAGGGAGAUGGUUCUUGCUGAGACGCAGCGCAAGGAAGGAGAAGGAGGUGGGGAAUGAGAGUUGCUGA